UUCUCUUUACACGAUAUGGUUCUAGAGCCAAGCAUCUCAUUCCAGUCUGCUCCAAUGCCAACACAAUGCACGAGGUUUAACUUCCGAACAUUCCGUUGGAUGCAGACAAUGAUUUUUGCCAUUGACGAGAUUAACCGACAUGGAACCCUCCUCCCGAACAUCACACUGGGAUACAAUAUCUAUGAUUCGUGCAGCACCCCUCACCAGGCGUUGAAAGCUGCCAUGGAGUUAAUGGGCAGCAAAGAGGACGCCCGCCACCCAGCAGAGGUCAAAGGUUGUCAUGGGACUGUGCCUGUGGUGAUUGGAGAUGGAGGAUCCACACAGUCUCUGGUCGUUGCUCGCUUCCUGGGCGUUUUCUAUGUGCCACAGGUGAGCUAUUUUUCCAGCUGUGCCUGCCUCAGUGACAAAAAGCAAUUUCCAGGUUUUUUGAGAACAAUGCCCAGUGACUUUUUUCAGGUCGAUGCACUGGUACAACUGGUGAAGCAUUUUGGCUGGACUUGGGUGGGUGUCGUAGCGGGUGAUGACGCCUACGGUCGUGGUGGGGCUAACAUUUUUGCCGAAGAGGUCUGGAAGUUAGGAGCAUGUGUUGCCCUGCAUGAGGUUAUUCCUAAAAUCCAUACACAUGACAAAAUUUCGAAUAUAAUUUCAAUUAUUCGCUCAUCGGGGGCCAAAGUAAUUCUGGUAUUUGCCGUUGAACAAGAUGCAGCAGCUUUAUUUGAUGGCGCACUGAGGGAAGGUCUUACCGGAGGUUCAAUGGGAUUCGCGAUAAGAAGAGUGGAGAUACCCGAGCUGCAAGACUUUCUACUCCAGCUGGACCCAUCCAAGUCUGACUCCAGCAAAAAUCCAUUUCUUAUUCCAUUUUGGGAAGAAGUAUUUCAGUGUAAUUUUGGAGUCUCAAACAGCCAAGAAAAUAUCACCAAAAGAAAACCUGCAUGUUCUGGAACUGAGGAUCUAAAAAGUUUGACAAAUAUUUACUCAGAUGUGUCACAGUUGAGAAUUUCCUACAAUGUAUACAAAGCCGUGUAUGCUAUUGCUAAUGCGCUAAAGGCUAUGCGAGACUGUAAGGAAGGUAAUGGGCCAUUCGAUCGCAACACAUGUCCAGAUAUUGACAAGAUUGAAAGUUGGCAGCUUCUUCAUUACUUAAAACAAACAAAGUACUUUACGAGAUUUGGAGAUGAAAUCCAAUUCGACAGAAAUGGGGACCCUGCAGCUAUGUAUGACCUGGUGAACUGGCAGCUUAAUUCCAACGGAGAAAUGGAUUACGUCACUAUUGGGAAGUUUGAUGAAACCACAGUUACUGGACAACUUCAGAUCACGCAUGGGAAUGUUGUUUGGAACGGAAACCAAACCGAUGUGCCCUUGUCAGUAUGCAGCAGCAUUUGUCCUCCCGGCACCCGCAAGGCAAUCAAACUCAACUUCCCUAUCUGCUGCCAUGAUUGUGUGGUUUGUACAGCUGGGGAGAUUAGCAAUCAGACUGAUGCCAUAGAGUGCGUUCGCUGCCUGCCUGAAUUCUGGUCAAAUGAUGAGCGAACAGAAUGUAUUCCCAAACAAGAGGAGUUCCUGUCCUUCAGUGACACCAUGGGCAUCAUACUAACGACUAUUUCCCUCUUUGGUUCAUUCUGCACCUGCAUUGUGGUCUUCAUAUUCUCCAGGAAUAGAAACACACCCAUUGUUAAAGCCAAUAACUCUGAUUUGAGUUUCCUGCUGCUCCUCUCUCUGACCCUGUGUUUCCUGUGCUCUCUCACCUUCAUUGGAAAGCCAACUCAGUGGUCCUGCAUGCUGCGCCACACUGCGUUUGGCAUCACCUUUGUCCUCUGUAUCUCCUGUAUCUUGGGGAAGACUAUAGUGGUGCUGAUUGCCUUCAGGGCCACACUUCCAGGCAGCAACAUGAUCAAGUGGUUUGGUCCGGCAAAACAGAAGGCAAUCAUUGCUUCCUGUACUCUGACCCAAGUGAUCAUUUGCACAGUGUGGCUGGUGGUUGCUCCCCCCAGCCCUCGUCGCUUGAUGCCUCGUGAGAGUGCUAUAGUGAUCCUGCUGUGUGAGGAGGGGUCUGCGGUGGGCUUCGGUCUGGUUCUCGGCUACAUUGGCUUGUUAGCCUGUAUCUGCCUGCUCUUGGCGUUUCUGGCUCGAAAACUCCCUGGAAACUUCAAUGAGGCCAGACUCAUCACCUUCAGCAUGCUCAUAUUCUGUGCCGUGUGGGUGGCCUUUGUGCCUGCCUACAUCAGCUCUCCAGGAAAGUACGCCACAGUCACAGAGGUCUUUGCAAUACUGGCCUCUAGCUAUGGACUACUAGGAUGUAUCUUUGCCCCAAAAUGUUACAUCAUUUUACUGAGACCAGAGAAGAACACCAAGAAGUAUUUAAUGUCCAAAGCCUCAGACAAAUUUUAA
Messenger RNA from Periophthalmus magnuspinnatus, 2388 nucleotides. RefSeq names its product extracellular calcium-sensing receptor-like. The coding region runs from base 16 to 2388 and encodes 790 amino acids. Gene Ontology annotation, cellular component: membrane. Lineage: Eukaryota; Metazoa; Chordata; Actinopteri; Gobiiformes; Gobiidae. The record is from RefSeq and is a predicted model, not a curated record. Gene Ontology annotation, molecular function: G protein-coupled receptor activity. Gene Ontology annotation, biological process: G protein-coupled receptor signaling pathway. The transcript is spliced from 11 exons.